Polychytrium aggregatum is the source of this 513-nucleotide messenger RNA. RefSeq lists its product as uncharacterized. The record is from RefSeq and is a predicted model, not a curated record. Bases 73 to 396 code for a protein of 107 amino acids. NCBI's taxonomy places the organism in Eukaryota, Fungi, Chytridiomycota, Chytridiomycetes, Polychytriales. The transcript is spliced from 2 exons.
AUCUCCGUCCAGACCCGCCCAACGUUGUCUGCUCUCUAUCGGUCCUUUUGUCGCUCCCAGCCGGACCCCAAGAUGUAUCGUAUCGCAAGACUAUCGGCUCCAAUCGGCCGAAAGCACCUCCUGCCAGUCAUCGCCGUUCGUCAGCCAGGGCUCGCCUACCGGCUCAUGUCCGGCUCGCUUCCGGACCCGAAGGAGCAGCCGCCCAUCUACUCGAUCCCAAAGGACCCCAUGGCCGAUCUCUCCGAGCAGGAAAAGAUUGCCAUCAAGAAGGACAUUGAGUUCCAAGCCCGACGAGCGCACUCGAUCUCAUACGCGAUCCUGGGCGGAGGUAUCGGGGCGAUCCUCCUGGGAAUCUAUGUGUUCACGAGCCCAUCGCCUCGCUCAACGACUGUUUAGCCACCAGCAAACGACCUCAUGUCCUCACCCGAGCACACUGUUCGUCCGGACUGGCUUCCUCUACGAUCGACAGCCAGCUCGGCAUUUUGAAAUACACGCCGCCCAAGCGGACGACCU